Molecule: messenger RNA, 831 nt
Organism: Phaeodactylum tricornutum CCAP 1055/1
Lineage: Eukaryota; Bacillariophyta; Bacillariophyceae; Surirellales; Neidiaceae
Exons: 2
Biological process (GO): stabilization of membrane potential; potassium ion transmembrane transport
Cellular component (GO): membrane
Molecular function (GO): calcium ion binding; potassium ion leak channel activity
Source: RefSeq, a predicted model, not a curated record
AUGAUUGCCAUUGCGCUGUAUCUAAGUGUGGCUGUCAUGGCGUUUUCCUUCGUCUUUGAUCAUUGGACAAUAGUCGAUAGCAUGUAUUUUGCCGUCGUGACGUUCACGACUAUCGGAUAUGGCGAUUUGACCCCAGAUACGUACGCGGGACGGAUCUUUACCUGCAUCUUCGCUCUCAGCGGGGUCGCUUGCCUAGGUAUCGCUCUCGGUGUGAUUGGGAAUCAUAUCAUUGAAGCACAAGAAACGGCCGUAUCACAAACUUCCGCACUCGCCAAAGCCCAUGCUACUCCGACGUCCACAUUUGGAUGCUUGUCUAGGUUUACAGUUUCGUUGCAGUGUUGGAGGCUGUUAUGGGAAUUGGUUGUCGUGUUGGCCCUGGUCUCAUUUUUUGUCGCACUCGUUGCCAGCGAUCCCGGUAUUGAUACGACCAAAUGGGGCGAUGGCUUAUACUACGCAAUUAUCACUGCCUGUACGGUUGGCUAUGGUGACUUUGCACCAUCGUCGCAAGCCGGGCGAGCUCUAGCUAUUGUCUUCAUUCCUUUGGCCGUCGGUGCCAUGGGACAUUUUCUUUCUAUCGUCGCCAACUGGAUGAUUGAAGGUCGUCAACAGCGCUUUCACAAACACAUGCAGGCCAAGGAACUUACGAUGCAAGACUUAGAGGUAAUGGAUGAAGAUGGAGACGGAAAAGUUACGCGAGCGGAGUUUAUGGAAUUCAUGCUGGUCGCCAUGAACGCUAUUGAUCAAUCGUUGAUUGAUGAAUUACGCGAUCAUUUUAGACAUCUUGAUCAAGAUAAUUCGGGGUCUUUAAGCCGGCAGGACUUGAUUGCGGCG